AUGUCUGACUACGGCGGCGACGACUACGGCGGUGAUGCUGGGGACAUGGGGGAUGACCAUGCCAUCGACUUUGACGAGGAAGCGGAACCCGAUCUGAUGGACGACGAAGACGACCAGCCCGGCGGCGGCGAAGACCCAGACAAUGCCGACCCCAAUGACGACAAUGUAGUAGUGUCAGGCGAUGCCAACGCGGCAGCUGCAGCCAAAGAAGCCUCCAAGAAUACAGUUACAAGUGAAAAGGACAAGAGAGUUCCCAACGAGAAGCGCACAACCACGCCAUACAUGACCAAGUACGAAAAGGCGCGUGUGCUGGGUACAAGGGCACUUCAAAUCAGUGGUAACGCUCCGGUGCUGAUCGACGUAGAGGGUAUGACGGAUCCCCUCCAGAUUGCUGCCAAAGAAUUGCAGGAGAAGAAGAUUCCCCUGGUUGUACGGCGCUACCUUCCUGAUGGCUUUUACGAGGACUGGACUUGCGAAGAGCUUCUGACUUAG
Messenger RNA from Pyrenophora tritici-repentis Pt-1C-BFP, 492 nucleotides. Its product is annotated as RpoZ, DNA-directed RNA polymerase, subunit K-omega. Gene Ontology annotation, cellular component: RNA polymerase II, core complex; RNA polymerase I complex; nucleus. Gene Ontology annotation, biological process: transcription by RNA polymerase I; tRNA transcription by RNA polymerase III; transcription by RNA polymerase II. NCBI's taxonomy places the organism in Eukaryota, Fungi, Ascomycota, Dothideomycetes, Pleosporales, Pleosporaceae. Gene Ontology annotation, molecular function: DNA binding. The record is from RefSeq and is a predicted model, not a curated record.